Molecule: messenger RNA, 426 nt
Organism: Penicillium cataractarum
Lineage: Eukaryota; Fungi; Ascomycota; Eurotiomycetes; Eurotiales; Aspergillaceae
Product: sugar O-acetyltransferase
Exons: 2
Coding region: 1-426 (141 amino acids)
Source: RefSeq, a predicted model, not a curated record
AUGGCGGUAGCAAAGCGAAUGCUCGGCCGGGUGGGUAAGAAUACAAAUAUCGAGCAGUCAUUCUUCGUGACAUGGGGAUGCAAUACAUUCAUCGGGGAUGAUGUCUAUAUCAACCGCGACGUAUCAAUCACCGACAACUCCCUCGUCGAAAUAGGUGAUCGUGUUUUGAUUGGACCAGGUGUUUGCAUCUGCACGGGCACACAUGCAAUCGAUGCCAAGUCGCGACGGGAGAAUGAGGGUACAUCGUUCGCACAGCCAAUCAUCAUCGAGUCAGAUUGUUGGAUAGGUGCUGGAGCUACGAUUCUACCUAAUGUACGCAUUGGAAGAGGGACUACAGUUGCUGCUGGGACUGUGGUAACGAAGGAUAUUGAAUCGGGGUGUUUGGCGGGAGGAGUGCCUGCCAAAGUUAUUCGGAAACUUGAAUAG